AUGGCCCUCGCAUCCAGCUCGUCCUACGUCUGCGACACCCUCCCCGCAGCGCGCAUCUCCGACCCGGCCUCCAAGUCCCGCUCGCCCUCCCCCGCGCCCACCAGCACCACCUUCGAUCUCCCCACCCUCUCUGCGGACGACGCCUCUGCCAAGUGGGAUGACAAGCAGGACACCCAGGACGCCGAUAGGGAUACAGAUGCCGCCUCGCGGUAUCUGCAGCCCCCGAACCGCAAGCUCUGCAUUAGGCAUCAGCGCAUGGCCGACGAGGGCAUGAACUUGAAGCUGCAGCAGUCGCUCGACGCCCUGCCCGUCGAGGAGCGCGAGGCCGUCAACGCCGUCUGGUCAAAUUUCUCCUCUUCGCCCCACCCCCGCCGCGAGCUCAUCCUCCGCGGCAUCCUCACCAUGUGCUGCUUCUCCCAGCUCUCCCUCCUCACCGAGCAGCUCACCUUCCUCAUCCGCAUCGACCCCUUCACCGCCCUGCCGCGCGAGGUCUCCCUCAAGAUCCUCGGCUAUCUCGACGCCAUCUCCCUCUGCCGCGCCGCGCAGGUCAGCAGGCGGUGGAAGGGCCUCGCGGACGACGAUAUUCUCUGGAGGGGCAUCUGCGAGCAGCACAUCGGCCAGAAGUGCCGCAAGUGCGGCUGGGGCCUGCCGGUUCUCGAGCGCAGACGCACCAAACGGAAGCACGACGAGAGCCUCGGUGAGCAGCCGCAGCUGAAGCGACAGCGCUCGGAAGCGUCGCGCGUGCUGGUCCCAGAGUCGCUCCACGGCGUACCAUUAUUGCAUGCGCCCUCACCGACUCCAAACCCUGUUCGAUCUGCCUCGAUCGACAGCAGCAGCACUGUUCCUUCCCCAUCCGCAUCGCCCUUUCAUCGACAAUCCUCAGAGAUGAUCACGCGUCCUUGGAAAUCCGUCUACAGCGAGCGCCUCACGGUCGAGCGCAACUGGCGCCGCGGCCGCUGCUCGGUGCGCACGCUCAAGGGGCACACGGACGGGAUCAUGUGUCUGCAGUUUAGCGAGACGCUCACCCACCCGUCCUUCCCGAUCCUCAUCACGGGCUCGUACGACCGCACCGCGCGCGUCUGGAACCUCGAGAGCGGCGCCGAGGUGCGCUGCCUGCGCGGGCACACGCGCGCGGUGCGCGCGCUGCAGUUCGACGAGGCGAAGCUCAUCACGGGCAGCAUGGACGGCACGCUGCGCGUCUGGAACUGGCGCACGGGCACGUGCAUCCGCACGCUCGCGGGCCACACCGCGGGCGUCGUGUGCCUCCACUUUGACUCGAACGUGCUCGCGUCCGGCUCGGUCGACGCGACGGUCAAGGUCUGGAACUUCCGCAACGGCGAGUGCUUCACGCUCCGCGGGCACCGCGACUGGGUCAACGCCGUGCAGCUGUGGGACGCGCAGCCGCGCUCCGCGUCGUCGUCCGCCGGCGCGUCAUCGUGCGUGCCCGCGUUUGACCGCGCGCGCUCGCCGCCGCCGCCAUCGUCCGCGGCGCACGCGAGCCACAUCGACGCGGGCAAGAUGCUGUUCUCCGCGUCGGACGACGGCACGAUCCGGCUGUGGGACCUCGCGCUGCGGACGUGCGUGCGCCAGUUCACGGGCCACAUGGGCCAGGUGCAGAGCAUGAAGCUCCUGCUCGACGACCGCUGCGGCGAGGGCGACGACGGCGACGAGGACGGGGACGGGGACGGGGACAACGCGCCGCGCGCGCUUCCGCCGAACCAUCCUGGCUUUGACGCCAUCGCGCCGAGGCUGUCUGCUGACUUUACUGGGGCGGGCGCAAAGGCUGGGGCAAAGGCUGGCGCUGGGGCAGGAGCGGACCGCGACGGCGCGCAGGGCGCAGAGGCGGAGGCCCCCGCGCUAUCGCCGCCGCCCAAGCCGCGCGCGCAGCCGGUGCUGGUGUCGGGGAGCCUGGACAACACGAUCAAGCUGUGGGACAUCGAGACGGGCAAGGCGGUGCGGACGCUGUUCGGGCACAUCGAGGGCGUGUGGGCGGUCGCGAGCGACAAGAUGCGGCUCGUGAGCGGGAGCCACGACCGCACGAUCAAGGUGUGGAGUCGGGACGAGAGCCGGUGCAUGACGACGCUCGUGGGCCAUACGGGCGCGGUGACGUGUCUCGCGCUCGGCGAGGACAAGAUCGUGUCGGGCAGCGACGACGGGGACAUCCGCGUUUGGUCUUUUUGCGGCUGA
This is a messenger RNA of Heterobasidion irregulare TC 32-1, 2187 nucleotides long. RefSeq lists its product as uncharacterized. Lineage: Eukaryota; Fungi; Basidiomycota; Agaricomycetes; Russulales; Bondarzewiaceae. The transcript has 4 exons. Bases 1 to 2187 code for a protein of 728 amino acids. Gene Ontology annotation, molecular function: protein binding. The record is from RefSeq and is a predicted model, not a curated record.